ACAGCUGCCAGUCCGUUCCUCCGUUCUUCUCGCACAUGGCAAGAACCGUUCUUGGAGAUGAGCGUACAGUUAGUGUUUGUUGUAUUUAUACUUCAGGUAUUGGGCGUUAGACCAAAAGAAUCGUCUGUUGUGAGCCAUAUUUCGUUGGAUCAGCGCUGGUGCGUGGCAUUCGAAGACACAAUCUGCGUAUCGUUUGAUGUUGUGAACAUUUCGGAACAGAAUCACAUGCAACCGGUUUGUCAUACCCUGGAUAGCAGUGGCUUUGUCCGAUGUGUUCUUCUGAACGAAGGAUCUGAAAUCCAUCUUAUACGACCGAACUCGUCAGCCGAAAUGCUGGUGGGUUUCUCGAAGUCACAACUGUUCAAAUCAAAAUCGUGUCCCUUCCUUCUAGAGAUGAUUCUGCACGCUUCAGAUGAAAUGUACUGGUUGUGGUUACUGAAUGCUGAAAAAAUCGAGAGGAAAAAAAUCAUGGAAAAGUUUUGCAGAUCAUUAGGUGUCGAUAUCUUUGCUCGGUCUGCCGCCACUCAGACUCGACUACAUUCGGAUACUCGUGUCGUGACAGUUUCAGCACCAUCGAAAUGGUAUUCGUUCGAAGAUUUCCUGUCAGCCAAAGAACCAGAAAUAUUACUAUUGCUGCGAUGUCUCCGAGUUGGCUGCUUUUCACAUGCUAUGAGACCAACGUCAUCGUUUGAGUUCGCCGAAGCUAAUCCGGAUUUCGACUGCUGCGAUUUUGGAGACUGGCAGGUGCUGUUUUGGGGUUUGUCAAUGAGUCAUCUCGUGAAUCGCGGGAGGUGGCGGUGA
Cooperia oncophora is the source of this 801-nucleotide messenger RNA. NCBI's taxonomy places the organism in Eukaryota, Metazoa, Nematoda, Chromadorea, Rhabditida, Trichostrongylidae. The record is from the annotation of a GenBank genome assembly.